This is a messenger RNA of Labeo rohita (rohu), 1758 nucleotides long. RefSeq lists its product as uncharacterized. Gene Ontology annotation, molecular function: GTP binding. Bases 1 to 1758 code for a protein of 585 amino acids. The record is from RefSeq and is a predicted model, not a curated record. Lineage: Eukaryota; Metazoa; Chordata; Actinopteri; Cypriniformes; Cyprinidae. The transcript has a single exon.
AUGGAAGACCACAGCAAUGAAAGGGGUUUAAGUGUUGCACAAAUUAUAAAGGACAAAUGGAGUAAAGAAACAGAAAAUGGAAACGAUGAAAAUCUACCAAUGUUUAAACUCCAGCUGUAUGAAACAUGGCAGAACAGUGAUGGAUUCUGCAGAAGAAGGACAUUUGGGACAGAAAAUGCAAAACAGAAAAAGACCAUUAUGAUGAUUGGAGCCACAGGUGCAGGAAAAACCACUUUAAUUAACAGCAUGAUCAACUACAUUCUGGGAGUGCAAUGGAAAGACGGCUUCCGGUUUGUGCUAAUAGAUGAAGGGAAACAGAAAUCCCAGGCUGAAAGUCAGACAUCAGAGAUCACAGCAUAUCAGAUCAAUCACAUGGAUAAUUUCGAGGUUCCAUAUACUCUGACCAUUGUGGACACACCAGGCUUCGGUGACACCAGAGGAAUUGCACAUGACCAGAAAAUCAUAGCACAGAUUCGGGAGUUCUUUUGUGCCCGUGGAGGGAUUGACUGCAUUGAUGCCGUUUGUUUUGUAGUACAGGCUUCACUUGCCCGUCUGACACACACACAGAAAUACAUCUUUGAUUCCAUUCUUUCUAUAUUUGGUAAGGAUAUUGCUGAAAACAUCCUUAUGAUGGUCACUUUUGCAGAUGGGAAAACUCCUCCUGUUCUUGAGGCCAUCAAAGUUUCUGAGGUGCCCUGUUCUACCAAUAAGUCUGGAGAACCACUUCACUUUAAGUUCAACAACUCUGCUGUGUUUGCUACCAAUAAUAAAGAAGCAGAAAAUGAGGAGUCUGACUGUGAAAACUUUGACCACAUGUUCUGGAAGUUAGGAUUUUCUAGCAUGAAAAAAUUCUUUACAUCUCUUAACGAGAUGGAAACCAAGAGCCUGUCUCUGACACAGGAGGUCCUAAAAGAGCGGAAAAACCUAGAAGUGCUUGUGGAAGGCCUCCAGCCCCAGAUAAAUGCUGGUCUGACAAAACUGGAUGAAAUCAAGAAGACAAGAGCUGCUCUGGAGCAGCACAAGGCCAAAAUGGAUGCCAACAAGGAUUUUGAAUAUGAAUUAGAAGUAACUGUCCCAAAACAGAUUGAAAACAAAACAGGCUCCUUUCUGACCAACUGCCAAAUUUGUCACUUCACAUGUCAUAAAACAUGCGCUAUUCCAGACGACAAAGAUAGACAUGGUUGCGUGGCCAUGGAACAUGGAAAGUGUACAGUCUGUCCCGGAAAAUGUGUUUGGAAUGUGCACUUUAAUCAGAAAUACAGAUGGGAGUAUGUCAAAGAAAAGAGAAAGGAAACUUAUCAGGAUUUAAAAAGGCGUUUUGAGGAUGCACACGGAGAGGUCAUGUCAAAAGAGAAGAUCUUUAAUGAACUUAAAAAUGAGCUUCAGGUUGUCCGGAAAAUUGUGACUGGACUAAUUGAGAAAUCUCAAAAGUCCUUGGUACGACUGCAGGAAAUUGCUCUCAAGCCCAAUCCUCUGUCUACACCUCAGUACAUUGAUCUGAUGAUUAUGACGGAAAAACAAGAAGCCAAGCCUGGAUUUCAAGAUCGCAUUCAGUCUUUAAUGGAAGUCAGGAAGAAUGCAGAAACCAUCAGUAAGGUUUCCACAGGAGAAGCACUUCCAGAAGGUUUGAAAGCAUGCCAACCUGAAACAAGAAAUAACGAUUCCUUUAAUGCAAUGGUCCUGGUCAGAAAGGGGAUAAAAUAUGUUGAAGAAACAGCAACUAAGCUUAAAAACACUUUCAUACAUAAAAAAGAGUAA